CUUCUCAAUUAUUUCCGUAGCGAUGGUCAACAAGGAGCGUACUUUUAUCAUGGUCAAGCCUGACGGCGUCCAGCGUGGACUCGUCGGCAAGAUCAUCGAGCGCUUCGAACAGAAGGGCUUCAAGCUGGUCGCCCUGAAGUUCACCUGGGCCGACAAGGAGCUGCUGGAGAAGCACUAUGCUGAUCUGUCCAGCCGCCCCUUCUUCCCGGGAUUGGUCAACUACAUGAACUCUGGACCAGUGGUCCCCAUGGUUUGGGAGGGUCUGAAUGUGGUCAAGACCGGCCGUUGCGUUUAUCCUCCCAAUGAGCUGGUGCAGACCGUAAGCCUUUAA
This is a messenger RNA of Drosophila bipectinata, 331 nucleotides long. RefSeq names its product nucleoside diphosphate kinase-like. NCBI's taxonomy places the organism in Eukaryota, Metazoa, Arthropoda, Insecta, Diptera, Drosophilidae. Gene Ontology annotation, biological process: CTP biosynthetic process; GTP biosynthetic process; UTP biosynthetic process. Gene Ontology annotation, molecular function: nucleoside diphosphate kinase activity. The record is from RefSeq and is a predicted model, not a curated record.